GCUGCAGGCUGCUGGAAGUCGCCCGACCCGAGCGUCCGGCCAUGCAGUGCCUGGGGCUCGGGCGCCGGAGCCCCUCCCGGGAGCUCUACCUGCAGGAGCAGAGCCUGAAGGUGGCUGCGCUCAAUGGGCAGAGACUGGGUCUGCAGGAUGAUAAGGACCUCCUGGCCCUCCUGAAGGGCAGUCAGCUCCUCAAGGUGAAGUCCAGCUCAUGGCGGAGAGAACGUUUCUACAAAUUACAGGAGGACUGCAAGACCAUUUGGCAGGAGUCCCGCAAAGUCAUGCGGAGCCCAGAGUCCCAGCUCUUCUCCAUCGAGGACAUCCAGGAUGUGCGGAUGGGGCAUCGUACGGAGGGCCUGGAGAAGUUUGCCCGCGAUGUGCCCGAAGAGCGCUGCUUCUCCAUCGUUUUCAAGGACCAGCGCAACACACUGGACCUCAUAGCGCCGUCCCCCCAAGAGGCCCAGCACUGGGUGCAAGGCCUGCGCAAGAUCAUCCAUCACUCGGGAACCAUGGACCAGCGACAGAAGCUACAGCACUGGAUUCAUUCCUGCUUGCGAAAAGCUGACAAGAACAAGGACAAUAAGAUGAGCUUUAAGGAGCUGCAGAACUUCUUAAAAGAGCUUAACAUUCAGGUGGAUGACAGCUACGCUCGCAAGAUCUUCAGGGAAUGCGACCACUCCCAGACCGACUCACUGGAGGAUGAAGAGAUCGAAACCUUCUACAAGAUGCUCACGCAGCGGUCGGAGAUCGACCGCACCUUUGCCGAGGCCACAGGCUCUGCGGAGACCAUGUCGGUGGAUCAGCUAGUGACGUUUCUGCAGCACCAGCAGCGGGAGGAGGCAGCGGGGCCAGCCCUGGCCCUUUCACUCAUUGAGCGCUACGAGCCCAGUGAGGCUGCCAAGGCCCAGCGGCAGAUGACCAAGGAUGGCUUCCUCAUGUACCUGCUGUCCGCUGACGGCAGCGCCUUCAGCCUGGCGCACCGGCGAGUCUACCAGGAUAUGAACCAGCCACUUAGCCACUACUUGGUGUCCUCCUCACACAACACUUACCUGCUGGAAGACCAGAUUACUGGGCCCAGCAGCACUGAAGCCUACAUCCGGGCACUCUGCAAAGGUUGUCGCUGCCUGGAACUUGAUUGCUGGGAUGGGCCCAACCUGGAGCCCGUUAUCUACCACGGCUACACAUUCACCUCCAAGAUUUUCCUCUGCGACGUUCUCAGGGCCAUCCGGGAUUAUGCUUUUAAGGCCUCCCCGUAUCCAGUCAUCCUGUCUCUGGAGAACCACUGCAGCCUGGAGCAGCAGCAUGUGAUGGCUCGACACCUUCGCACCAUCUUGGGUCCUCUGCUCUUGGACCGUCCGCUGGAAGGCGUCACCAGCAGCCUGCCUUCCCCGGAGCAACUGAAGGGGAAGAUCUUGCUGAAGGGGAAGAAACUGGGGCGGCUUGUGACCCCUGAAGAGGAGGCAGGCCCAGAGGCCACUGUCUCGGAUGAAGAUGAGGCUGCGGAAAUGGAGGAUGAGGCCGUGAGGAGCCGGGUGCAACAUAAAUCCAAGGAGCACAAGCUGAGACUGGUGAAGGAGCUGUCUGAUAUGGUUAUUUACUGCAAGAGUGUCCACUUUGCGGGCUUCUCCAGCCCUGGCACCCCCGAACAGGCCUUCUAUGAGAUGGUGUCCUUUUCCGAGAACCGAGCUCUCCGCCUGCUCCAGGAAUCCGGAAAUAGCUUUGUCCGCCACAAUGUGAAUCACCUGAGCAGGAUCUACCCUGCUGGGAGGAGGACAGACUCAUCCAACUAUCAUCCGGUGGACAUGUGGAACGGGGGCUGCCAGAUCGUGGCCCUGAACUUCCAGACGCCAGGACCUGAGAUGGACGUGUACCAGGGGCGCUUCCAAGACAAUGGAGCCUGCGGGUAUGUGCUGAAACCUGCCUUCCUGCGAGAUCCCAGCUCCACCUUCAACCCACAUGCCUUGGUUCCGGGGCCCUGGUGGACGAGGAAGCGGCUCAGUGUCAGGGUCAUCUCGGGGCAACAGCUGCCCAAAGUCAACAAGAGCAAGAACUCCAUAGUGGAUCCCAAGGUGACUGUGGAGGUCCACGGCGUGGGCCGUGACGUGGCAAGCUACCACACACCCGUUGUUACCAAUAAUGGCUUCAACCCGUGGUGGGACAAGCAGUUUGAGUUCGAAGUGACUGUCCCCGAGCUUGCCCUCGUUCGCUUUGUGGUGGAGGAUUACGACGCGUCAUCCAAGAACGACUUCAUUGGCCAGAGCACCAUCCCCCUGAACAGUCUCAAGCAGGGAUUCCGCCAUGUCCAUCUCUUGUCGAAGAAUGGAGACCAGCACCCAUCUGCUACCCUCUUUGUGAAGGUGUCUGUGCAGGACUGCUAGGUGUGGGAGUUCGGUGAGAGAAAUCCAGGCAUGACAGGUCGUGGGUCCGUGCCUGGGAGUGGGACCCA
Suncus etruscus (white-toothed pygmy shrew) is the source of this 2443-nucleotide messenger RNA. It is a transcript of the gene PLCD1, whose product is annotated as phospholipase C delta 1. The transcript has 15 exons. Gene Ontology annotation, biological process: phosphatidylinositol-mediated signaling; lipid metabolic process. Bases 42 to 2375 code for a protein of 777 amino acids. The record is from RefSeq and is a predicted model, not a curated record. NCBI's taxonomy places the organism in Eukaryota, Metazoa, Chordata, Mammalia, Eulipotyphla, Soricidae. Gene Ontology annotation, molecular function: calcium ion binding; phosphatidylinositol-4,5-bisphosphate phospholipase C activity.